Messenger RNA from Carya illinoinensis, 1002 nucleotides. RefSeq names its product disease resistance protein RPV1-like. Lineage: Eukaryota; Viridiplantae; Streptophyta; Magnoliopsida; Fagales; Juglandaceae. The record is from RefSeq and is a predicted model, not a curated record. Gene Ontology annotation, biological process: defense response; signal transduction. The transcript is spliced from 3 exons. The coding region runs from base 1 to 1002 and encodes 333 amino acids. Gene Ontology annotation, molecular function: ADP binding.
AUGACUUCUCCCAACGCAUUACCAGGAGUCCUUUCCUCUCCCUCCUCCUCCAAUUCCCCUGUUUUAACCUCGCAAUCAAGUCACGAUGUAUUCUUAAACUUUCGAGGUGAAGAUAUACGCAAUAAUUUUACUGGUCAUCUUUACCAAGCUUUGGUUCAAAAUGGAAUCAACACUUAUAGGGAUGACAAGAAGCUGGAAAAAGGAGAAGAAAUUUCACCUGCACUUUUAAAGGCCAUUGAAGAGUCAAAGAUUUCACUCAUAAUAUUUUCUAAAAGCUAUGCGUCAUCUUCAUGGUGUUUGGAUGAGCUGCUGAAGAUCCUAGAAUGUAAAGAAUCAAAACAACAGAAGGUUCUAGCAGUGUAUUACAAAGUCAAGCCAUCAACAGUACGAUACCAAAAAAAUAGUUUUAAAAAGGCGUUCGCUGAACAUGAAAAAAGGUUCGAUGAUGCUAGAGUUCAGAGUUGGAAGACUGCCUUGAAUCAAACUGCCGGGCUAAGCGGUUUUCAUUUGAAGAUCGACCAGGAUGAAUCUAAGUUUAUCCAGAAGAUUGUUCAAAAGGUCUCAACAAGCUUACCAAAUCGUUUUCACUUGGAUGUGGCCGAGUAUCCAGUGGGAAUAGAGUCUCGUGAAGACUAUAUUAAAGAGAAGCUAUUAUGUAUUGAGGAGAAUGACGUACGCAUGAUAGGGAUUCACGGUAUUGGUGGAAUUGGUAAAACAACUAUUGCAAAACAUAUGUAUAACCUCAUUGCUGAGAAGUUUGAAGGCCGUUGUUUUCUUGCUGAUGUUAGAGAAUCUUCAAAGCAAAAUCGAGGUCGUCUCAGACAAUUGCAAGAGAAAAUUCUUUCUAACAUUCUAGGAAAGUCACAAAGGGUUGAUGAUGAUGAUCAUGGAAUGGGAUUGAUAAGGGAUAUACUUUGCCGUAAAAAAAUUCUUUUGGUUCUUGAUGAUGUUGAUCGUAUGGACCAAUUAAAAAAAUUAUGUGGAAAAUGUGAUUGGAAAUGA